Molecule: messenger RNA, 1413 nt
Organism: Macrosiphum euphorbiae (potato aphid)
Lineage: Eukaryota; Metazoa; Arthropoda; Insecta; Hemiptera; Aphididae
Source: the annotation of a GenBank genome assembly
AUGCGCAUCAAACCCAAGUCAGUAGCCGCUGCGGCCGAAUCGUUGGACGCGGCCGACACUUCGUCUGCUUCAGGCGGCGGUGGAUCGGCCGCGGCCGCACCGGCGGAAUCGUGGACGCCCGAGAAAAAAGACGCGCCCACCCAACAACAGCAGCAGACGUCUACCACGACGACCACCACGUCGGCCACGACCACCGCCGGCACGUCCAUUGUGGCCGCCGUGGCCAUAGCGAUGGCGAACUCAGCCGCUGCUGUUCAACAGGUCCGGCCGCUUCGAGAGCUGCUCGGCUGUAAGGACAAGUCCAACCGCCGGCGGAUCGCGCAGCGCGGCGAUUAUUGGGUGCUGUACAACUACGUGCCGGCCCGCCGUUGGUUCCGGUGCGACGAGUCCAUCACGUACACUACGCACGCCGACUUCACGUUCCUCGACAACCUGGAACCACUGUUGGAGAGGUGGCGAGGCCCCAUAUCGGUGGCUCUGUACACGCCGGGCAACGACUUCGUGCCCACGCUGGCCUCGAUCCGGUACUUGCGGCAGUGCGGUUCGCCGCUGGUGGCCGAGUACGUCACGUUCCACAUGUACUUCGGGUCGGGGCACGUGCCCAAGUCGGUGCCGCACACGGACCAUGACAUCGACGCGCCGGUGGCCAACUGCUCGGCGCCGCCGCCGUGGACGAACGCGUCGGCCGCUUACAAGGUGCAGAAGAAGCUGCUGUACCCGGUGAACGUGGGCCGGAACGUGGCCCGCGAGUCGGCCACCACGCACUACGUGCUGCCGUCCGACAUCGAGCUGUACCCCAGCCCAGGUGUCAUCGAGGGGUUCAUGGACCUGGUCCGGAGACAAGACCCUCCCCUCCGGCGCCCGAAGCCAAUGGUGUUCCCGUUACCGAUAUUCGAGCUGGCGUCCCACAUGAAAUUGCCAGCCGACAAGAAGGAACUGGUGUCGAUGCUUAAAAACGGUUCGGCUAUCACUUUUCACAAAAAAGUGUGUCCCGACUGUCACACGGUGCCCAAGUUCAAGGAAUGGGCCAGCGCCAAGCCCAAACCUGGUGUCAGCGUGUUCCACACGGGAAAGCGGACCGGAUAUCAUCUGCACUGGGAGCCGAUAUUCAUCGGAACACACAACGAUCCGUUGUACGACGAGAGACUGAGCUGGGAGGGUAAAAUGGACAAAAUGACUCAGGGUUACACGCUGUGCGUGCUCGACUACGAGUUCCACAUACUGGACAACGCUUUCCUGACGCACAAGCCGGGCAUCAAGACGCUGAAAAAAGACCCUGCCCGACAGGUGCUGGCGUCCAAGACGUACAGUCUCAUCAAGAAAGUCAUACUCCCCGAGCUCAAGGUCCUGGACGCACCGUCGCGCCGAGGACACUCGUGCGCGUUAGGGACCACAGAUAGACUCAUCGACUGA